Messenger RNA from Arabidopsis lyrata subsp. lyrata, 1195 nucleotides. RefSeq lists its product as uncharacterized. The coding region runs from base 69 to 1043 and encodes 324 amino acids. NCBI's taxonomy places the organism in Eukaryota, Viridiplantae, Streptophyta, Magnoliopsida, Brassicales, Brassicaceae. The transcript has a single exon. The record is from RefSeq and is a predicted model, not a curated record.
AAACUUGCAAAAUCUCAUUAAACCAGUAGAGUAAGAAUAUAUUUUGUGCAGCAAACAAAAACAAAACAAUGGGAAGGCCAAAACCAGAGGACUCAAUUCGACAUUUCAGUCAUCCACAUCCAUUGUUCCACUCAUCUCUCAAUCCUCCAGACCAAUCUUCUUCUUCUUUUUGUUGCGUGGUUUGCAAGCUAAAACUCCUAAAUCUUCCUUCAUACUCAUGCAAACCUUGUAAUUUCCGCAUCCACCGAAAAUGUUCCGAGUUACCUCAAAAAAUCAGACACCCUUUCGACAAAAACCAUCUCCUCUCUCUAAUCCCCUCUCCCAAAUACCAAGAAGGGCUAUUCCGCUGCGACGCGUGUGGAAAAGACGGUGAUGGAUUCGCUUACCACUGCGGAGAUUGUGGAAUCGAUCUUCACACGGUUUGUGCCAACAUGCCUUCUCGAGUCACCCACCAAUCUCACCCUCACCACCAACUUUCUUUAACUUUUUCCAUGCCAUCGGGAGGACCGGGAUCCGCUGCGGCAUCUAGCUUCAGCUGUUGCGUGUGCCGUGGUCUAGGGUCUAACUCGUGGCUCUAUAGCUGCAGAGAGUGUGGUGGAUUCGAUGCUCAUUUGUUGUGUGCUAGAAGAAAAUUUGCUACUCCAACAAAUUUGGUCCAACAUGUUCAUCAAAACCGGAUGCAACCGCAGUUUAUUGGCACGACGCCGUUUGUUAAUGUUCCUAGUCCGGUUAUUAAUAAUCCGUAUCCUUUGGUGUUGCCGACGAUUACGAGUCCUAUGAUUAGACCGAUGAUUAAUGAGAUGAUUAAUAAUCUUGUAACCAAUACGCCACAAAAUCCAAGCCAAGUCUCUCAGCUUCAUGAAUUGCUCGGACCAUUGGGAAUGGGCAGUGGUGGACCGGUUGAUGGAUCCGGUUCAUCUUCGUCUUCUGGUUUUCUCGGGUUUGAUCCGUCGGUCUUCUCAUCAGUUGACCCGUCGGUGUUUGCUGGAUUUGACCCUUCUUUGCUUUCCACUUUGUUCUCCGGACUUGAUUUCUUCUCCUAAAGUUUUUGAGUAAAUAUAUGCACUUUGCUUUUGAUCGACUUUUAUUUAUUGCGUUUGUAGUAAUUAGUAAACCAUAAUUACUCAAUGUUGUGUGGUUACUUAAUGGGACUUAUAGACUUCAGAUAAUUUAAAUUUUCUCCCUGUUAGGUUUA